AUGCUGGCAGACCCUCUCUGCUACCCCUUGCAGGACCCCGACCCCCAGCUGCUUCCUCACAACCAGCAGCAGUACCUCCCUGCCAACAUGCCUUUCCCCUUCUAUGGCUCCUCUACCUCUCCUUCGCCUUCGUCUUUGGCUUCACCCUCUCAGCUCUGCCAUCCUCCAUACCAGUACAGCUCUCACUGCGUGGAGGGCCCCUGCGAUCCCAGCCAGGAGUCCCUCUCCGGGGAACUGAAUCAGGGAUUUGGCCCGGCGGGGCUGCAUCUUGUACGGAGGUCUCGAAUGGGUUCGGUUGGGAAGAGUAAAGGGCAGGAUGAGCUGUGUGUGGUGUGUGGGGAUAAAGCAUCAGGGUAUCAUUACAAUGCUCUAACCUGUGAAGGGUGCAAAGGUUUCUUUAGGCGCAGUGUGACUAAAAAGGCUGUGUACCACUGUAAGAGCGGCGGCAGCUGUGAGAUGGACAUGUACAUGAGGAGGAAGUGCCAGGACUGCCGGCUGAGGAAGUGCCGCGCGGUGGGAAUGCUGGCUGAGUACAUGCUGGCAGACCCUCUCUGCUACCCCUUGCAGGACCCCGACCCCCAGCUGCUUCCUCACAACCAGCAGCAGUACCUCCCUGCCAACAUGCCUUUCCCCUUCUAUGGCUCCUCUACCUCUCCUUCGCCUUCGUCUUUGGCUUCACCCUCUCAGCUCUGCCAUCCUCCAUACCAGUACAGCUCUCACUGCGUGGAGGGCCCCUGCGAUCCCAGCCAGGAGUCCCUCUCCGGGGAACUGAAUCAGGGAUUUGGCCCGGCGGGGCUGCAUCUUGUACGGAGGUCUCGAAUGGGUUCGGUUGGGAAGAGUAAAGGGCAGGAUGAGCUGUGUGUGGUGUGUGGGGAUAAAGCAUCAGGGUAUCAUUACAAUGCUCUAACCUGUGAAGGGUGCAAAGGUUUCUUUAGGCGCAGUGUGACUAAAAAGGCUGUGUACCACUGUAAGAGCGGCGGCAGCUGUGAGAUGGACAUGUACAUGAGGAGGAAGUGCCAGGACUGCCGGCUGAGGAAGUGCCGCGCGGUGGGAAUGCUGGCUGAGUGCCUUCUGACAGAGGUCCAAUGCCAGUCCAAACGACUGAGGAAAGUAGGUAAAAGCAGAGCGCAAGAAGAGAAGGAGAGCACAGACAGUCGGAGAGUCAGCUCUACCUGUCGGUUACCUGGACAGAAUCAGCCCGCCAUUUUGACCCGGGAGCAGAAAUACACUGUAGACAGGAUGGUUGAGGCUCAUCGCCAGUUUAGGGAGCAAGACAGCAGCAGUUACAGGGUCUCUGAAUGGCAGUGUGCUCUGGAGGGGGCGGGGCUGCCUGAUGUUUUAUCCCCACACCUAAACAGACUGCUGCAGUUUGCAAGAACAGUACCAGGUUUUGAUCUCCUGGAUUUCUCCGACCAGAUGGCCCUCCUGUCCGUUUCCUCUCUGGAGGUCAUGUUUCUGCUCUCUGCCCAACAGUUCUCCAAUAACCCUGCAAGCCCCACUCCAGUUUUGCAGCUUUUCACCACUUCCUCGCACGGCUGGCUCAGAAAUCUGGAGCCCAGGGAAAACUUCCAGAUGAGGACGUCCGUCGGUUCAGGUGAGCUCCUAUUCAUUGUAGAACAUUUUACCCCGGUUUGA
Cyprinodon variegatus (sheepshead minnow) is the source of this 1635-nucleotide messenger RNA. It is a transcript of the gene nr1h5, whose product is annotated as bile acid receptor-like. NCBI's taxonomy places the organism in Eukaryota, Metazoa, Chordata, Actinopteri, Cyprinodontiformes, Cyprinodontidae. Gene Ontology annotation, biological process: bile acid signaling pathway; negative regulation of inflammatory response; positive regulation of transcription by RNA polymerase II. The record is from RefSeq and is a predicted model, not a curated record. Bases 1 to 1635 code for a protein of 544 amino acids. The transcript is spliced from 9 exons. Gene Ontology annotation, molecular function: zinc ion binding; RNA polymerase II cis-regulatory region sequence-specific DNA binding; nuclear receptor activity.